Molecule: messenger RNA, 1935 nt
Organism: Octopus sinensis (East Asian common octopus)
Lineage: Eukaryota; Metazoa; Mollusca; Cephalopoda; Octopoda; Octopodidae
Product: zinc finger protein 239-like
Exons: 4
Coding region: 438-1709 (423 amino acids)
Biological process (GO): regulation of transcription by RNA polymerase II
Cellular component (GO): nucleus
Molecular function (GO): RNA polymerase II cis-regulatory region sequence-specific DNA binding; DNA-binding transcription factor activity, RNA polymerase II-specific
Source: RefSeq, a predicted model, not a curated record
UGUUCGAACCUUGUUUCUUCCUCCUCCAUCUCUUAUGGUAAACGGAAAGCGAAUGUCUGUUUAUUUGAGUUGUAAAUUAGGUUCUGUCGUUUCUCUUGUUCUUCGUCGACGUCCUGACACGACCUGGCAGAGGAAAAACGACUGAUUAAGACCGAGAUUACGGGAUAACAUUGGAUUAAUGGAUUUAUCAUUUUUGAAAGAUUAAAUAAAGCUGUGACACAGAACAAAGAGAUCCCUGUUUAUAGAAAGAAGGUAAAUUUUGUGUGAAAUAUUUCUUGCGACUGCAGCAAUAUUUCUUCUUCAAUGAGGAUUUUGCAUUCCUAUUAACCUUGGAUUACAAAAGAGCUGGCAGCUUCUGCAGAUAUUGACCAAGAUAAGAAAUUUUAUAGGAAUGAAGUGUGUAAACAUCUGCAUAUUGUGGUGAGAAAAUAUAAAUUAUGGAAAGUGAAUUGCGUGAGGACAAUGUGAAAUGUAAAAUGCUGACGGAAAGUCUUGACUUUAUUGAGGAGGUGCCAAAAGAUAGAGGAAAAACAUCUCACAACUGUGAUAUCUGUAAAAAGUCAUUUACUCGGAAAGAAAGCCUCACGGUUCACAAACGUAGUCAUACAGGAGAGAAACCAUAUCGCUGUGAUAUCUGUGGAAAAUCAUUAUCUCAAAAUAAACACUUAACUGCCCACAAGCGUAUUCAUACAGGGGAGAGGCCCUACCACUGUGAUAUCUGUGGUAAAUCAUUCACUCAGAAUUACCACUUAACUACUCACAAACGCAUUCAUACAGGAGGGAGACCAUAUCACUGUGAUGUCUGUGGUAAAUCAUUCUCUCAAAAUCAUGGCUUGACUACACAUAUACGCAUUCAUACAGGAGAGAGACCAUAUCAGUGUGUUUUCUGUGGCCAGUCAUUCUGUGAUGGAGGGACCUUAACUAAGCACAAACGUAUCCAUACAGGUGAGAAACCUUAUCAGUGUGAUACCUGUAGUAAAUCCUUCUCCCAGUCCGAUCACUUAACUAAGCACAAACGUAUUCAUACAGGUGAGAAGCCAUUUCACUGUGAUACCUGUGGCAAAUCAUUCUCUCGGCCUAAUUACUUAAGUAAACACAAACACGUUCAUACAGGUGAAAAACCAUAUGACUGUGACAUCUGUGGUAAAUCCUUCUCUCAGAAUUUUGUCUUAACUAAUCACAGACGCAUUCAUACAGGAGAGAAACCAUAUCAGUGCGUUAUCUGUGGUCAGUCGUUCUCUGAAGGGAGUACAUUGACCAGACACAAACGUGUUCAUACUGGAGAGAAGCCUUUUCAUUGUGACGUCUGUGGUCAGUCAUAUGCUGAGGGACGUUCCCUAACUAAGCACAAACGUAUUCACACAGGGGAGAAACCUUAUCAGUGUGAUAUCUGUGGUGAAUCAUUCUCUCAAAACAGUCACUUAAAUCGACACAAACGUUUUCAUACAGGAGAGAAACCGUAUCACUGUGUUACCUGUGGCAAAUCAUUCUCUCAAAACAGUGAAUUAACUACACACACAUAUAUUCAUACAGGAGAAAAGCCAUUUCACUGUAUUACCUGUGGUAAAUCAUUCUCUGACAACUCGACCUUGACUAGUCACAAACGUACUCAUACAGGCGAGAGACAGUUUCACUGUGAUAUCUGUGGUAAAUCAUUUUUCCGAAGAAGGAACUUAACUACACAUGCAGCUAUCCAUGGGAAAAUAUGAUUGUAUCAUUGUCAAAAUCCAUUGGAAGACCCAAUAUAUAAAUCUGUUUCCCCUGUCAAAUCAUGGCUUAACCUUUGUGCUCUUAACAAUAAUCAUUUAACCCCUGACAGUAACCAUACACAUCGUGGUUACCCUUUUGAGAUAUUAUUUUACAGCCAGAUGCCCUUCCUUAUGCCAACCACUUCAGCCACGUUAGUAGAUUCUUACAUGGCAUUCACAUAGUUUA